Messenger RNA from Globicephala melas (long-finned pilot whale), 8028 nucleotides. RefSeq names its product glucosamine (UDP-N-acetyl)-2-epimerase/N-acetylmannosamine kinase (gene GNE). The record is from RefSeq and is a predicted model, not a curated record. Gene Ontology annotation, biological process: UDP-N-acetylglucosamine metabolic process. NCBI's taxonomy places the organism in Eukaryota, Metazoa, Chordata, Mammalia, Artiodactyla, Delphinidae. Gene Ontology annotation, molecular function: N-acylmannosamine kinase activity; hydrolase activity, hydrolyzing O-glycosyl compounds; UDP-N-acetylglucosamine 2-epimerase activity.
GAGGCGCGUCAUCGCCCGCGGGGCCGAGUGGCGGAAGCCAAGGGGGCGGUCUCACGCCAGCCUGCUUUACGGCGUGGCGCUCAGCUCUUGUCCACGAGGCCCGGCGGCGGCAGCGGCAACGCGGGAGGAACGGCGGAUCGGCGCCUGGAACUCUAUUUUAAGAACCUCUCAAAAAGAAAACAAGUCAUGGAGAAGAAGGAGAAUAACCGAAAGCUUCGGGUCUGUGUUGCUACUUGCAACCGUGCUGAUUAUUCUAAACUCGCCCCAAUCAUGUUUGGCAUUAAAAUGGAACCUGAGUUCUUUGAACUUGACGUGGUGGUACUUGGCUCUCACCUGAUAGAUGACUAUGGAAACACAUAUCGCAUGAUUGAACAAGAUGACUUUGACAUUAACACCAGACUACACACAAUUGUCAGAGGGGAAGAUGAGGCAGCCAUGGUGGAGUCAGUGGGCCUGGCCCUUGUGAAGCUACCAGAUGUUCUUAACCGCCUGAAGCCUGAUAUCAUGAUUGUUCAUGGAGACAGGUUUGAUGCCCUGGCUCUGGCUACGUCUGCUGCCUUGAUGAACAUCCGAAUCCUUCACAUUGAAGGGGGGGAAGUCAGUGGGACCAUUGACGACUCUAUCAGACACGCUAUAACGAAACUGGCUCAUUAUCAUGUGUGCUGCACCCGAAGUGCAGAGCAACACCUGAUAUCCAUGUGUGAGGACCAUGAUCGCAUCUUGUUGGCAGGCUGCCCUUCCUAUGACAAACUUCUCUCCGCCAAGAACAAAGACUACAUGAGCAUCAUUCGGAUGUGGUUAGGUGAUGAUGUAAAAUCUAAAGAUUACAUUGUUGCACUACAGCACCCUGUGACCACGGACAUUAAGCAUUCCCUAAAAAUGUUUGAACUAACAUUGGAUGCACUUAUCUCAUUUAACAAGCGGACCCUAGUUCUGUUUCCAAAUAUUGAUGCAGGGAGCAAAGAAAUGGUUCGAGUGAUGCGGAAGAAGGGCAUUGAGCAUCAUCCCAAUUUUCGUGCAGUUAAACAUGUCCCAUUUGACCAGUUUAUACAGCUGGUUGCCCAUGCUGGUUGUAUGAUUGGGAACAGCAGCUGUGGGGUACGAGAGGUUGGAGCUUUUGGAACACCUGUGAUCAACCUAGGAACACGUCAGAUUGGAAGAGAAACAGGGGAGAAUGUCCUUCAUGUCCGGGAUGCUGAUACCCAAGACAAAAUAUUGCAAGCGCUGCACCUUCAGUUUGGUAAACAGUACCCUUGUUCAAAGAUAUAUGGGGAUGGAAAUGCUGUUCCGAGGAUUUUGAAGUUUCUCAAAUCUAUCGAUCUUCAAGAGCCACUACAAAAGAAAUUCUGUUUUCCUCCUGUGAAGGAUAACAUCUCCCAAGAUAUUGACCAUAUUCUUGAAACUCUAAGUGCCUUGGCUGUUGAUCUUGGUGGGACGAACCUCCGAGUUGCAAUAGUCAGCAUGAAGGGUGAAAUAGUUAAGAAGUAUACUCAGUUCAAUCCUAAAACCUAUGAAGAGAGGAUUAAUUUAAUCCUACAGAUGUGUGUAGAAGCUGCAGCAGAAGCUGUAAAACUGAACUGCAGAAUUUUGGGAGUAGGCAUUUCCACAGGUGGCCGUGUAAAUCCUCGGGAAGGAAUUGUGCUGCAUUCAACCAAACUGAUUCAAGAGUGGAACUCUGUGGAUCUCAGGACCCCCCUGUCUGACACUUUGCAUCUCCCCGUAUGGGUAGACAAUGAUGGCAACUGUGCUGCCCUUGCAGAAAGGAAAUUUGGCCAAGGAAAGGGCCUUGAAAACUUUGUGACACUUAUCACAGGCACAGGAAUUGGCGGGGGGAUCAUCCAUCAGCAUGAACUGAUCCAUGGCAGCUCCUUCUGCGCUGCAGAGCUUGGCCACAUUGUGGUGUCCCUGGAUGGGCCUGACUGUUCCUGUGGAAGCCAUGGGUGUAUUGAAGCAUAUGCCUCUGGAAUGGCCUUGCAGAGGGAAGCAAAAAAGCUACAUGAUGAAGACCAGCUCUUGGUGGAAGGGAUGUCAGUGCCAAAAGACGAAGCUGUGGGCGCACUCCAUCUCAUCCAAGCUGCGAAACUUGGCAAUGCAAAGGCCCAGAGCAUCUUGAGAACAGCUGGAACAGCGUUGGGUCUUGCGGUUGUGAACAUCCUCCACACUAUGAAUCCUUCCCUUGUGAUCCUCUCUGGAGUCCUAGCCAGUCACUAUAUCCACACUGUCAAAGACGUCAUCCGCCAGCAAGCCUUGUCCUCGGUUCAGGACGUGGACGUGGUGGUUUCGGAUUUGGUGGAACCCGCCCUGCUCGGCGCGGCCAGCAUGGUUCUGGACUACACGACUCGCAGGAUCUACUAGUCCUCCGAAGAGUGGACGUGGACCGAGAUUCAAGAGCUCCUUGGCAGAAUCAGGUUGUCUUCUAGAUGAGCAUUUCUUAAAAGGCAAAUUUGGUAUUUCAAUUUAUUUGGCAGGCGACUUUGGCAGAGUUUUUGCUUUUAGUCUCUUCCAGAGUCACUUUUCCCAACCCGUUUUUGUAGAUGCUGCUCCUUGUGCGGUCAUUUCAGCUCAAACCUUGUCACAAUCUUCUGUGCCAAAAGGAGCUACAGUAGUAGCCGAGGAAGCCUUAGGACUCUGCUUACUAGAUGUACCACUUAGACCUGCAGGCCUUGCUUGGGGUGUGACCUUGAUACUGGAGUUUGGAUUAUUAAUCCUUCCUCCUCUGACCCUAAGUUCAGAACACAGAAAGGGAUCCAGUCAGGGAACAGAAGGAAAUCUCACCAUGAAGGGCUUAAGUAAAACCUUUUUAAAGCAGUUUUAUUGAGGUAUUUUUUAAAGUGCACAACUUGGUUGAGUUUUGACAUAUAUAUAUACCUAUGAAACCAUGGCCACGAUCAGGACAUCAGGUGUAUGUAUCUCUCACCCCCAAACAUUACUUGUUGAAAGAUGUUAUUUGCUAUUACUCUCUCAGAAUCUUGAGCAACUUUAGAUCAGGGAUCUGAAUUACAGUGGCCUUAGUGACCUUGUCCUUAUCUUCUUAAGGCCAGCUGAGGAGCCACUAGGACUUACAGCCUCUGAAAGAUUAACCAUCCCAGAAGGAUCCUUGCUACUGACAAGCAGACACCUCUCCCUUCAAUAGCUUUUCAUACUAUGUUGAAUAUGACCCUGGAGUGUUGAUUAAGGCAGUGUUUGUUGUGUGUCAUACCUAGAGCCCACAUCUGUGAAAUCUGGAUUCUGGCUAAAUAAGAUUCCACGCUCGAAUUGGUGUCAAGAUAACAAAGGCCAAGGUUCUUGCUAUUAAUUUCAACCUGGAAGAAAUACUGAUAGCCACCAUUUAUUAAGUGCCUACUGUGUGCCAGGCUCUGAACUUGGUGCUUCAUAUGCAUUAUUCUAAAUUCUCACAACCAGUAAGGUAGGUGUUUUAAUUCCCAUUUUAUAGAACCCCAAACUAAGUCAAGUGGUGUGCCUAAAGCCGCGUGGCUAAUGAGUCUUAAAGACAGGGUUUGACCCGGGUCCCUCUGUGUUUUUUCUGCUAAGCCACACAAACCUCUCUUCAUAUCAAAAACUUCCAAAGUGCAAAUAUAUUCUAAUUUAUUCCAGGCUACCAAGAGCUUUCACAAGAAUAUCUUAUUAGCAAAUGAAUCGACUCAUCCUUGACACUAUCUCUCAGUGGUGAAUUUAAUAAAAUAUUCCUGUAUGCUGUGGUAAUUUUGCCAGUACAGUAUUUGGUCUAGUGACAGGUUUUUAUGGGUACUUUUAGAUGACCUUAAAAAGGACAUGCAUAUGUUUUUCAGAUUGUUUAUUAUUUUAGGAAAACCUGAAGGUUUCUACAGCAUUAUUUCUGUGUUCACAUAUAAAAUGAAGGAAUCAAGUUUGCAUUUGAAUUACUUCCUUCCUGGUGGGUUAAUGUGAAAAGCUAGGUUGGCUGAUUCUUAGAACUCUGUCAGCUCUGAAAUAAUCUCCAGGUCCUGGUUGAUUCCUGGGAAGGAAGCUAGUUGGCUUGGCCAUCAGUGUCUGGGGCGGGUCGGUAUACCGUGAAGGGGCAUCAGCUGUUCUUUGAUAAAACCUACAACCACUGCAUACACCAGACAGCUGCACUGCUACCAAGUUUCAUACCAAAUAUUUGGAAGGAUGGUAUUGAAUCUAAAACCAAAUCUUAGUUUUUAUUAAAUUCAUGGAAAGGCUAAUAUAUUCCAACAUAAUUAUUACAUAUAGCUAAAUGAUCACAUCUUAAUUUAUUUUAAUGUAAAUAUUUUUAUUUUACUGUUCUGAGCCAAAUUCUAAAAAAAUAAAUGUAUUUCCUUGUGGAAAUCCUGCCAUUUCUGUAUUUUGUUUUGUUCUUAAUUAGCUCAUUAGCUAAAAGCAUUCCCCUUCCCAAAAGAGAUUUGUUGUGCUCCUUACUUUCUGAAGGUCAUAUAACUUCUUUAAGGCAUUUAAUAUUGAUUUAACAACCACCCCACCAAAAAACUUUGUUAAUAGAAAGCAUUGUUAUAUAACUUUAAAAUAUAUAUUGCAAAAUGAUCACCACACUGUCUAGCUAAUAUCGUCACAAUACAUAGUUAAGAGUGUUUUUCCCUUGUUAAGAUCUACUUUCAUAGCAACUUUCAAAUAUGCCAUAUAGUAUUAUCAACUAUAGUCGCCAUGCUGUACAUUACAUCCCCAUGACUUAUAACUGGAAGUUUGUACCUUUUGACCCUCUUCACCCACUCCCCACCUCCCAACCCCCCACCUGUGGCAACCACCAAUCUGUUCUCUCUGAGCUUGGUUUUGUUUUUUUUAACAUUCUACAUAUAAGUGAGAUCAUACGGUAUUUGUCUUUCUCAGUCUGAUUUAUUUCACUUAGCAUAAUGCCCUCAAGGUCUAGCCAUGUUUCACAAAUGGCAAGAUUUCAUUUUUUUUCUAAUGGCUGAAUACUAUUCUGUCAUAUAUAUUUACACAUUUUAUUUAUCCAUUCAUCCACUGAUGGACACUUAGGUUGUUUCCAUUACCUUGGCUAUGUAAAUAAUGCUGCAUGUAAGAGUGCAUAUAUCUUUUUGAGUUAAUGUUUGUGUUUUCUUCAGAUAAAUACCCAGAACUGGAAUUGCUGGCUCAUAUGGGAAUUUCAUUAUAAUUUUUUGAGGAACCUCCAUUCUGUUUUCCAUAGUGGCUGCACCAGUUUACAUUCCCACCAGCAGUGCACAAGGGUUCCCUUUCUCCACCUCCUCUCCAACACUUAUUUGUCUUUUUGAUAACAGCUAUUCUAAGAAAUGUGAGGUGGUAUCUCAUUGUGGUUUUGAUUUUCAUUUUCCCUGGUGAUUAGUGAUGUUGAGCACCUUUUCAUUUACCCAUUGGCCAGCUGUUUGGCUUCUUUGGAUAAAUGUCUAUUCAAAUCCUCUUAUUUUUAAAUUGGAUUGUUUUUAUGCUAUUGAGUUGUAUGAAUUCUUCACAUAUUUUGGAUAUGAACCCUUCACUGUAUGUAUGAUUUGCAAAUAUUUUCUCCCUUUUAGUAGGCUGUCUUUUCGUUUUGUCGAUGGUUUCUUUUGCUGUGCAGAAGCUUUUUAGUUUGAUGUAGUCCCAGUUAUUUUUGCUCUUGUUGCCUUUGCUUUUGGCAUCAAAUCCAAAAAAAUCAUCACAAGACUGAUGUCAGGGAGCUUAUACUGCCUGUGUCUUCUAGGAUUUUUAUGGUUUCAGGCCUUAUAGUCAAGUCUUUAAUCCAUUUUGAGUUUAUUAAUUUUUCCAAUCCAUGAGCUUGGGGUCUGUCUUUAGUUUCUUUCAUCGGUGUCUGAUACUUUUCAGUGUACAGUUUUUUCACCUCCUUGGUUAUACUUAUUCCUAGGUGUUCUAUUCUUUUUGAUGUAAUUGUAAACGGGACUGUUUUCUUCUCUUUCUGAUAGUUCGUUAUUAGUGUACAGAAAUGCAACAAAUUUCUGUAUACUAAUUUUGUAUCUUACAACGUAAUUCAUUUAUUAGUAGUUAUUAGUAACGGGUUUUUGGUGGAGUCUUUAGGGUUUUUUAUAUAUAAAAUCAUGUAUUCUGCAAAUAGUGACAGUUUUAUUUCUUCCUUUCCAACGUGGAUGCCUUUUAUUUUCUUGCCUAAGCGCUCUGGCUAGUACUUCCAAUACUAUGUUGAAUCCAUUUAAAAUUUGACAUAAAAAUCAAAGUGGUCCCAAGAAAGAGGUUUGAAACUAAAUACUGAGCACUCACUGAGUUUCUGAACCAACUCCUUCCUUUUUAUGAAGCCCCAUGUGAGUAAUGUAGGCAUUAGAAACAAUCCAAAGCUACUACUGCCACCUCAAAACUUAAGAGGCUUACACGGUAAUCAUUUUCUCUCAUGGUUUUUGUGGGUCAGGAAUUUUGGAAAGGCUUUACCUGGCAAUUCCGACUCAGGGCAUCAGAUGCACGUGCAGUUAGACAGUGGCUGGAGCUGGAAUAGGAGGUUGGAAUAGGGCUGGCCAUGCAUCUCUCUUUGCUUGUAGUUUCCAGGUCUCUCCACGUUGGUUGAUUUGGGCUUCCUCAUAGCAUGGUGGCUUCAGGAUUGUAGAACUUUUUACAUGGUGGCUCAAGGACUACCAGCUUGUGUGUUCCAACAAACCAGCCGUAAGCUGUGUUGCCUUUUACAACCUAGCCUUGGAUGCAUAUAGCAUUACUUUUGUCAUAUUAUCCAGUCACCUCUUGAUUUCGAGAAAGUCAGACUUUACUGACGUCUGAUUAACGGCCACAUCCACCCUCAAGAAGCCCAUCCUGUGUGGAAGGCAAGACAAGUCCAAAUGACACCAAGACAAUAUCAAAAGGUAAGCUGUUGCACGUAGAGGGCCAUGGGAGCUCAGGGGAAAGGAAAGGCAUUACGGAGGUGGCCUUUCAGCUAGUUCUUAAACCAGAUUUCAACAUUUUCAAGGGCAUUAAGCAAGGCCCAGGAGCAACUAAUGGUUGGUGAACAACAGCAAGUGAUUGCUUGAUUGCAAGCAGAGGUGGCUAAAGGGGAGGAAUAGCAAAGAGGCCAGAAAUGCGGGCCAGAUCAAGGAAUGCCCAACUAAGACGCUUGGAGAGGGGAAGGUAGGCAGAAAAGUAAAUGUUCCUCUCCCUUCCAGACAUAAUUACCAUAGGAGAGAUGGUGGACUUUCCUUCUCGGCAAUGGCAAGACCUACCCCUGCUCCACCUCCUGAAUGUGGCAUUACAUCAAUCUCCAACUUGGACUAGUAUCAGUUCUUGCAACAGAAAAAUGUGAAACUGCAGAAACACCUAAUUCACGGACCAGUUUAAUUCGAUUCUACUGGAAUGCGAGGCCAAAUGUUUGACUUCCCUCAGGAAGGCAACAUGAGUUAAGAAAAUAGCACUUCAUGGAAUAUUCCCAAAGGGCCCAAUUUGAUAACUGAAAAAGAAAAUGAUAUUUUUCCAGACACCAAAGUGUAUGCUCCUCCAUGGAGAAGACAACUUUGCUAAACUUUGGGGAAAGAGAAAAGAUAAAGCUGGGUUCUGCAUCAUGAAAAAGACUCCAGUAGUACUAAUACCUGCUAAGUCUUGCCUCUAAGUCUACUCAGAAGAGAUGCUCAAAUAAGAACAAGCAAGGACCAAGGCUGUCUGCACCAUGAAUACCUAUCUUCAUCUUUCUAAAGCUGCACUAUCCAGUACAGUGGCUACUAGCCUCAUGUGGCCAUUUAAAUUUAUUAAAAUUAAAUAAAAUUUAAAACUCAGUUUCUCAGACAUAAUAGCCACAUACAGUUAGUGGCUACCAUACAGAACAGCACAGAUAUAGAACAUUUCCAUCAUCAAAGAAACUACUAUUGGAUACUGCUGUAAAGGUUAAACGUAAGUGUGCCCUCUGUUCUGAAAGCCACAGAAACUGGGCUGGAGAGACACUAAUUGGCUGUAUUAUCUGGGUCAAUUCCUUUCCUAUUUCUAGGUGUCCUUUCCUAUUUCUACACCAUCUAAGUCAUGUUUUCACUAGUUCAGCGAUUCUCAAGAAGGAAUAAUAAUGCUGACACUGUGGUAACAUAGAAGCAUGUUGCUAUUUCUAGUUGUACAAUAAAAUAUUUAGGCAUGAUGUAUGUGGUGGUG